Aphanomyces invadans is the source of this 1157-nucleotide messenger RNA. RefSeq lists its product as hypothetical. NCBI's taxonomy places the organism in Eukaryota, Oomycota, Saprolegniomycetes, Saprolegniales, Verrucalvaceae. Gene Ontology annotation, cellular component: nucleus; DNA replication factor C complex. The transcript has 4 exons. Gene Ontology annotation, molecular function: ATP binding; DNA clamp loader activity; DNA binding. The record is from RefSeq and is a predicted model, not a curated record. Gene Ontology annotation, biological process: DNA-templated DNA replication; DNA repair. Bases 43 to 1026 code for a protein of 327 amino acids.
AGUGGCGGGAAUUUGGCUCGUUCACACCUGGCAAUCGCGAGUAUGGCCACAACCAAGCACCUCCCGUGGGUCGAGAAGUAUCGGCCAAAGACGGUGGACGAUAUUUCGCACCAGGACGAAGUCGUCAGCGCACUCCGCACAUCGAUUGCAAACGGUCAACUGCCCCAUUUGCUGUUUUACGGACCUCCCGGGACAGGGAAGACGUCUACAAUUAUUGCCGUGGCGCGUGAGUUGUUCGGUCCACAGUUCCGCGAGAACGGUCGGUUCCUCGAGCUGAAUGCGUCAGACGACCGCGGUAUAUCGAUCAUUCGUGAAAAGGUCAAGUCGUUUGCCCAGGGCGCGAUUUCCGGGUCCUCAACGAUGCCUCCGUUCAAAAUCAUCGUGUUGGACGAAGCCGAUUCCAUGACGAAUGAUGCGCAGUCGGCGCUGCGUCGCAUGAUGGAGAACUAUUCCAAAGUCACGCGGUUCUGCCUCAUUUGUAAUUACGUCAGUCGCAUCAUUGAGCCCGUGGCGUCCCGAUGUGCCAAAUUCCGUUUCCAGCCGCUCGAAAAGGUGUCGAUGGCGGCGCGAAUUGAACACGUGUGCAAAGAAGAGCAGAUUUCCAUCAACGAGAGCGCGGCAAAAGUGCUCAUGGACGUGUCUGGAGGAGACAUGCGGAAAGCGAUCAACUAUCUCCAGAGCGCGCACCAGCUGAGCGGCGACAAGAUUACCGAAGACGCAAUCUUGGCCAUUGCCGGGGUCGCGCCAAAAGAACUGUUUCACGUCAUGUGGCAACACGUGGCCAAGAACUCGUUCGACCGACUCAAAGGCGAAAUCGACGACAUCAUUUACAGCGGGUACCCCGUCCUGACGAUCCUUCACCAGCUCGCGGACGAAGUUGUCGGCCACCCCGACAUGGACAUGUUCAAGAAAGCUAAAGUCUGCCUGCGCAUCGCCGAGGCCGACAAGAAACUCGGCGACGGCGCCAGCGAGUACAUGCAGCUCCUAGACGUUGCCGCGUUCCUCAUGCGGACGUACCACGAGUAACCCACACUCGCCACAAGUCUGCUUUCGCCGUCCAUUCCUCCAUGGUACAAAUAUCCACACUCCAUUCCACUUCAUCAACCCACACGUUGCGUGCACAAACACCAUGGGACCGAGCUGCCUUUGCCAUCGAG